AAUCAGGAAGAAAAACAUUAACUGAGGGCAAUAGUGUCCAUUUCAUCGAGCUAACAUCAUGUAAGUAGGCUUUGAGCUGCGUUUGGUUUAAACGCUUUCCAAAACGGUUCAGUGUCACAGUUGUUCAGAUGAAGUAACUUUUAAAAGGCAAGAUCCGCAGCUGCUGGAAGCUUUCCUGAUUGUUGUUUGACGUGUGUCGUCUACAGCUAGUGUAAUAUAAGACAGACAGGGCUAAUCGAGCUAACUGUAACGCCUUUCCUUUACAUCUUUUAUGAAUUAGACCAUGUUUUUCCGAACGGUGUUGACGUUUGUACAGCAGCUUUGCCUGUGACUGAGUGUAACGUUAGAGUGAACAGGAGUGAAGAUCUCAAUGCCAUCAAUGUCAAUGUAUUUUAGGUCAUUGCUCUGAUGUUGGUAUGUUUGCACGAACUACAUUUUCCGAAGGAUAAGGUCUGCCCUUAGGCAGAUUGUUGACCUGUUGAUCCCAUCUUCCACUGGGAGAGGCUAACAGUGAAGCAGUAUGUCCCGCAGGAAUGAGUCUUGCCUGUUUGAGAAUGGAUCACGCAAGAACCAGCUGAGGGAAGCUUAUUCCAACAACCUGUGGGAUGGCGCACGGAAAACUCUGGCAACCCUUUGGGACGGACAUGGAGCUAUAUGGCACGGUUAUGAAAUCCAUGGUUUAGAGAAGGUUCCAGAUGAAGGACCUGCCCUAAUCGUCUACUACCAUGGGGCGAUUCCUAUAGACUACUAUUAUUUCUUGGCAAACGUUAUCCUUCAGAAAGGAAGAACUUGUCAUUCAGUGGCUGAUCAUUUUCUGUUCAAGGUUCCAGGGUUUAAGCUUAUUUUAGAAGUGUUUAGCGUUAUCCACGGACCGCAGGAGGAAUGUGUAAAAGCCCUGCAGAACGGCCACCUCCUGGGCAUCUCUCCUGGAGGGGUCCGGGAAGCCCUGUUCAGUGAUGAGACUUACCCUCUGCUGUGGGGCAAACGUAAAGGAUUUGCACAAGUGGCCAUCGACUCUAAAGUGCCAAUAAUACCGAUGUUUACUCAAAAUGUCAGGGAGGGGUUUCGCUCUCUCGGAACACUAAAAUUUUACAGAUGGGUGUAUGAGAGGUUUCGUCUGCCGAUAGCACCGGUGUACGGAGGCUUUCCGGUCAAAUUUCGCACCUUUCUGGGUGACCCCAUUCCGUAUGACCCCAAACUCAACGCAGCCGAGUUAGCUGAAAAGGUGCAGCAAGCAGUUCAAGCACUUAUCGACAAACACCAGAAGAUACCUGGAAACAUCCUCAGAGCUCUUCUGGAGCGAUUUCAAAGGGAACACAAAGAUUAGCACACUUGCCUUCUCGCAGACUGGAAAAAUCUACUUAUUGAGUCCUGGAUAUUAUUUAUGAUAUUGUUACGUCAUAUGUUACUGACACUCUAGUGGACAUAUCUGGGUCAUGAAAACAUAUUAGUAUCAGCAUAUUAGCAAUGUUGGAUAUCGAAAUAAUGGUGCGUGUUUUUGUAACAUCUGCUACGUGUAGUCUUGCGCAUGUUGGAGAAUGUGUGGUUUUGAGUUUUUGUGUGAUUUCGUUUGAAUCAAGGAUUUAUUUGCACACUUUGAACUAUUUGAAGGACCACUGCCAAAAUAGUUUGUUGUCCACAAACUGUGUUGUACCUUUUUAAUGCUUUUUAAAAGUAUCAGUCUGUUCUGCAUUGGUAAACAGAUGUGUUGCAGUAUAUCAGGGUAGCCAAUGUUUCCAAUAUAAACUCACAAAUACUUCAACUACAAUUUAUAAGUCGUUUGUGUUUUAUAUGAUUAAACAUACUGUGAUUUUUUUCUGUGUGUGUGUGUGGGACAGUUUGUAAGCACAUUUAAUUUUUAGAUAUACAUGUAUACAGUUGUAACUAACAAUGUCACAUUUGUUGUUUGAUUUUGAAUACUUCACGUCCUAGUGUUAUAUCUCUCUUUAUCAGAAGUCAGGAACAAACUGCUGUCUAUAUAUUAUCAGUUGGUAUUGAUGGUAUGGUUUGUCGAGCUCUCAGAUUUGCCAUAAAUGUGCAGUCACAUCACGGUUUUAUUGUGAUAAACACAAGAUACAAGACUUUCAGAAUUCAUUAAGAUUUAUAACAUUCCCGUGAUUUAUGGUUAUUAAUUCAUUACUGUUUCAACCAGCAUUAAAGGGACAGUUCACCUGAAAAAUGACAAUGCUGUCAUCAUUUACUCACCCUCAGAUUGUUCCAAACCUGUAUACAUUUCUUUGUUCUGCUGAACACAAAGGAAGAUAUUUUGCAGAAUGUCGGCAGUAAAUGGGCAAUGAUAUUUGUUUGGUUACUGACAAUAUCUUUGUGUUCAUCAGAACAAAGACAUUUGUGCAAGUUUGGAACAACCCGGGGGUGAGUAAAUAAUGACAGACUUUUCUUUUUUGGGUGAACUAUCCCUUUAAGGUUCCUGAAUCUAAUAUGUUGUCAAACAUGAUGUUUAUGAUUUUAUAACAGAUUUUAUUAUUAAAAAUAAAUAAAACACAUACUGAUGGAUUUAAUGCUGUUACACUCUUUAACACUUGAUGGCGCUUUCAUAGACAAGGCUUAAGGCUAGUCCCAGACUAAAAUGAAUGUUAGAGCGGUCUUAACUGAAAAUAACUUGCCCUGACAUAUCUUAAAAUAUGUCAGUGCCAUUGUUUUGUCUCAAGAUGCACACCGUAAUGUAUUUUUCUAAGAGAUUUUUAAAAAGUGCCUAAAUAUCUUAAUUCAACUAAAGCAUAGUCCUGACUUAAGCUAAGCCUUGUCUGUGAAACCGGGCCAAUAGGCUCAGUAAAUCUGUCUAUUUAAAAAAAAUAUCCUGUGUGAUGUAAAGAUCAAAUACAGCAUGGACACAGUUUUUGUCACCUAUGUCUUGUGUAUAAGGUUUGGUGUAUGGGGUAUGCAAAAGUAUAAAUAUGUAUAAAUAUAUUUGGUAUUGACUAACAACUUUUGUGCAUCCCUUGUAGAUCCCCCAAAAAUCACUGGGAA
Molecule: messenger RNA, 2988 nt
Organism: Triplophysa rosa
Lineage: Eukaryota; Metazoa; Chordata; Actinopteri; Cypriniformes; Nemacheilidae
Gene: tmem68
Product: transmembrane protein 68
Exons: 8
Coding region: 521-1327 (268 amino acids)
Cellular component (GO): membrane
Molecular function (GO): acyltransferase activity
Source: RefSeq, a predicted model, not a curated record